AUGGAUUAUAAGGAAGAACAGAGACAGGAACUAGAAGUCUUAGAAUCCAUUUACCCUGAUGAGCUGAGGAUCUUAAACGAUGAGUACCCUAAGAUUAAAUUCGAGGUAGAUAUCAAGUUGGAGCUGGAUACGGGCGAUUCCACUUCACCUUUAACCAAAGAACACACCAUAGUUAGUGGGUUUAAGUUUUCGGAGAACUACCCUGACGAACCAUGCAUGAUUUCUUUGGAAGCUCAAGAAGUAGCCCUCAAUGAUGGCGAAGAAGACGAAGGCGGGGAUGAAGAAGAGAUUGAGUACGACGAUAAUGGCAAUAGAAUACUGAAGAAGUUUGAAAACCUGCCAGAUAUGGUUAGCUUCAAGGGAUAUUUGCCUGAAUUAACCGUACAGUUGGAAACGCAAAUCGAAACCGACAUGUUACUGGGCAUGCAGAUGUGUUUCGCGUUGAUUUCAUCAAUCAAGGAGAAAUGUGAACAGUGGUAUAGCGAGCAAUUGAACAAGCUCGAGAAACAACACGAUUUGGAGGCACAAGAGCGAGAGAAGAAGGAACAGGCCAAGUUCCACGGUACAAAAGUCACAAGAGAAUCGUAUUUGGAAUGGAGGUCUGAGUUCCGUAAAGAACUGAAACUGGACGAAAGAGACCAAGUGAGAAGAAUGAAGGCCCAUCACGGGAAACUGACCGGGAAGCAAAUGUUCGAACAAGGUGUGGUGGGCACGGGCGACGAGUACAUGGAAGAGGAUGGCGCGAGCGUGGAUGACGUAGCCAAGGGACUUGCCAAGACUGAAAUAGUAAAUCAAUGA
Molecule: messenger RNA, 798 nt
Organism: Saccharomyces kudriavzevii IFO 1802
Lineage: Eukaryota; Fungi; Ascomycota; Saccharomycetes; Saccharomycetales; Saccharomycetaceae
Gene: GIR2
Product: Gir2p
Exons: 1
Coding region: 1-798 (265 amino acids)
Biological process (GO): cytoplasmic translation
Molecular function (GO): protein binding
Source: RefSeq, a predicted model, not a curated record